This is a messenger RNA of Schistocerca cancellata (South American locust), 2140 nucleotides long. RefSeq lists its product as uncharacterized. NCBI's taxonomy places the organism in Eukaryota, Metazoa, Arthropoda, Insecta, Orthoptera, Acrididae. The transcript is spliced from 4 exons. The record is from RefSeq and is a predicted model, not a curated record. The coding region runs from base 1 to 1539 and encodes 512 amino acids.
AUGAAGACAGGAGAUUUCUACCCGUAUUCAACUAUGGAAGAGAGCAAGCAACGAAAGAUUACAAAGAGAGAAGAUAAAUUUAGAAGAAGAAAUAAAGAUACCUACCACGGGGAGAAACCCUAUUAUAUCGAGCCAGACCCAUCGGAAGUACAACAAGAGGAGAGGAUACCAAGCUGUUAUAAAAAGUUCCAUAUGAAUACUAUUUCCAAACUCAGUAACAAGAAACAUGAAGAUCGCAGCACAAGAAGUAGAUAUUUUGCUCGUGAUUCUACUGUUGAUCUGAAGACGGUCAUUGCUGACGGAAAUCGGGAAUCUAAGGACCCAACAGUAGACGGAAAAAUAAAAAUUUAUCCUUGGUCGGUUCCUGAAAGAGUCUAUACAGAAUUUGUCGCAGAGUUAGUUGUAAUUUUAACAUUUUAUUUGUACACUCGAGUCAGGAGAAAGCACAAAGGAUUCUGUAAAAUUACAAUUUCAGGUUUCGCCAGAAGGAGGGGCUCCGUAGAGGGCCGUCCUGCUCCACUAAGAUUCAAGAGAGAGAGCCCUAAAGCAGAUACUAGUUUUGAGAACAUAGGCAAGCAAAUACACAGUCUACUCUCUUCCUUACCGUCCCUAGGCAAGCCUUCAUUCGACGACAUUGAGAAACUGGGAGAGAGGUUUGCAGAUUUAGGCCACGGAACCUACCACAGGGGCAGCUUUCUAGCGACGUCUUCGGACGGCGAGGGGGUACUAUCACACGAGGAGGUCUCGGGAGAAACGGGCUCGUCACCUCACAGGACGUCAGGUACCUACUUCUUCGACCGGAAGGGAGGACUCUCCGGCUUCAGCUGCUACGAUGAAAAGUGCAAGAAGGAGCGUCUGAAGGAGCGCAGGCGGCGAGCCGCUGCGGAUCGCAACGGUUACCUCACCGGCAAGGCUGUGCAGUCAGAACUGCUGAACAACGUGCUGAACACCCUGCAGGCUCUGAGCAUGAAACUGCAGGAGCUGCAGAACAGGCUCGCACAAACGCUGCAGAGUGCCACCGCCGGCUUCCCCGUCCACCAUCCAGCAGGGAGUCCGCCGACAGUUCACGCGCCCGAUUCCUCCUCGUCGCAGUUCUCGGGCGCUGCAGCGGGAGGCUCCAUCAUAACUGCGGGUGGAGGCGCGCCCGUACAGGGAGAGUUCCACGGAAGCUCCAUUUCGUCGUCUACUUCUCCCGGCGGGGGGACGAUAGUGUCUCACAAGGAGGUGGUUGACCGUCUGGGAUCUCCGGCGCACACGUCCUCGGGGACGUACCUGGUUAAUCCGCAAGGGGAAGUGAGUGGCGUCUCUUGCACUGAUGGCAAGUGCCACAAGGUGGGCGACAAGAGCGGCGGACAGGCAUCAGGACCGCCCCCGGCAGCUGCAGCUGUACCACUGGCUGACCGCGGAGGACAACCCUCGGUCAACAGACCUGAAACGCACUAUUCCUCCACUUCUUUUGCUGUAGACCCAGCUGGACAUGUCUCUGGCGUGUCGUGCGUCGAUGGCAAGUGCAAGACCACACGAGACGAGAGACAGUAGGUGCCGAUUCAUCAGCCCAUAUGAUGUCGGUCCACCAGGGCUCAGCUCUCCAUCCACAUUCGUAGUUAAGACAAACAGAGACCCGGGAGUUUCAUUCAAUUACCGCAUGUUAGCUGGUGAAAGUAAGCCGCCGAGUCACAUUCUUACGAUCAUCUUCUAGUAUUCGGAGUAACUGGCGUCUGCAGCUCACACAGCGUUUGCACGACCAGUCAGGUAAUGAAACUUCCUGGCAGAUUAAAACCGUUUGCCGGACCCAGUCUCGAACUCGGGACCUUUGCCUUUCUCGGGCAAGUGCUCUACCAUCUGAGUUACCCAAGCACGACUCACGAUCGCCCUCACAGCUUUACUUCCGCCAGAACCUCGUCUCCUACUUUCCAAAGUUCACAGAAGCGGGUCGUGAGUCGUGCUUGUGUAGCUCAGAUGGUAGAGCACUCUCCCGCAAAAGGCAAAGGUCCCAAAUUCGAGUCUCGGUCCGGCACACAGUUUUAAUCUGCCAGGAAGUUUCAAAUCAGUGCACACUCCGCUGCAGAGUGAAAAUUUAAUUCAGUAAGGUAAUGCUGAUAGGACUGCACUGGUUUGUGGAACUAUGCUGUGUAGCAAC